AUGGAUGCACUAAUGUCUCGUCUGGAUGCUCUCGUCACAAACCCUGAUCUGGCGCCGCUCCUCUCGUUAGCAAAGGGUGUGCGAAAUGGCGCAGUCUACGGCGCAAAAGUGCGGUUUCCGCACGCUCUGGUGAUGAUAUUUCUCUUUCGGUCCGGAACCAUCCGUGAAAAAACUAAGCUUGUCCUGAAAGCCACGCGCCAACACGCUCGGAACCUAGCAACCUUCGCAUUCAUCUAUAAGAGCGCGAUGAUUGUCCUGCGCAGUGUCAAUCCGUCCGCGGUCGGGAAGGAGGGUCGGUAUGAUAGUUUCUUUGCCGGUGCGCUGGGAGGGUAUGCGGUGUUUGGUCGGCGCAAGACCAGUGUCACCCAGCAGAUUGUCAUUUAUGUCUUCGCUCGUGUGGUACUCGCUAUGGCGAAGCUCUCCGUGGAGCCCGGCAUGCACCCUUUCUCCUCCCUCAUCACCCCCGAAUCGCGCUCCGAAAUCCAAAAGAACGCAUGGCCGGUCUUCGCCAGUCUGAGCUGGGCGUUCGUCAUGUACCUUUUCCGCUGGUACCCCGAGACACUGAUGUCGAGUCUGCGGAGCAGUAUGGUGUAUAUCUACGCCGACUCGGAUCACUGGGACUCGUUCCGCAACCUCAUGAUACAUAACAAGUAGAUUUCUCGGGCUCGGUGUUUCCUACUAUGUCUUCUGUUUCGACGGCGCGGUGUUCAUAGUUUGUUCUUCUCUGAAAGGGGCGUAUAGAGUUGGGUGCAUACACGUCUAUUCUUUUUCUUUUCCACCUUCACUUCUUGUCAAUGGUUUAGUGUAUUAUGAUUAAUCCAUCCGGUUGAAACCGAUCCUAC
Messenger RNA from Aspergillus steynii IBT 23096, 842 nucleotides. RefSeq names its product Tim17/Tim22/Tim23/Pmp24 family protein. NCBI's taxonomy places the organism in Eukaryota, Fungi, Ascomycota, Eurotiomycetes, Eurotiales, Aspergillaceae. The record is from RefSeq and is a predicted model, not a curated record. The transcript is spliced from 6 exons. The coding region runs from base 1 to 654 and encodes 217 amino acids. Gene Ontology annotation, cellular component: peroxisomal membrane.